AUGUGUCGACGCACUAUUAUCAUCGCCUCUUGCGGCCACGAUUUAGGCUGGGUAUUGGUGCAGUGUCAGGAGUUUCGGGAUCGCAACGAGGCGCAUGCACAUUGCGAUGACCUGUAUAUUCGAGGUGCUCAGUAUAUCUUCCUCAAUGGGCCGUGCGGACGAUGCGUGCAAGAGGCUCAUAGGAUUGCCGACGGUUCUGUCAGCGGCGAGGAGGACGAACAUGGAUUGGAAGAUGAUGAUGGCGACAGCAACAGCAACAGCGUUACAGCCGUCGAAGACAACGGUUGCGCCAAUCGCCAAGAGUCUGACGGUCGUGCUCGGGGUGUGAACAGACGCGCCCACAAUCAGUCGACUUCUGAUGAGAACGAAGAUUGCGGCGCGUCCGCGUGGGACACCUACCGAUAUGCACCAAGAGGUCUAUCGCCUGUGCCCGAAGGUGCUGAGCCGACGGAGGCAUCGACAGCGGCAAGUAUACGAUCGGACUCAUCAGCAUCGCAGCGUCAGCGAACUGCCGCAAUCAUUGACCUAGAACGCCGUCGAGUGCUCAGAACGGUACGCGCUCGCCGACGUUUCCGCGAACAAGAUAUCGAAGACACGCCAACUAUUGCUUCCUAUCACGCGUCUCUCCGUGGAGGCGGCGGUAAGGAUGAUGCUAAUGACGAUGAGAUACCCCGUGAAGUACUUGAAGAAUCGACCAGGGCCUACCAACAUCAAAUGCGGAACUGGGUUGACGAAUCUCGAAAUCUUCAUCAAAGCCAAGGCACCGACGACGAAGAAGAGCAGAUUCGUCAAGCAUUGGAGGCCUCAAUGCAGGAACAGGAGGCUGCACUCAAUGCCCAGGUGGACGCUGACGUACAGCAAACGCUUCGAAAUACUGCUCAGAACCAGCCCACCAGCAUUCCUCAGCAGGGAGCCGAGAUUCAACGACUUCUGGCGCAAUCAGCACAGGACGCGGACCGUGCAUUUGAGCGUCAAUAUAACCAGGCGCUGGAGGAGACACUUCGGCUCUCGUUACAGGAACACCCGAUACAGAGUGAGGACGACUUUGAUGAUGAGGUUGCCAAGGCCACUGCUUUGAGUGCGGGGGAGUAUAGAGAUAGGUAUGGGCCGUAUAUGCCGUCGAAUUGGAAGGAGCAGUAUGAUGAUUUUGCGAGGAAGGGGAUCGAAAGCAGUCGUGCUAGUAGUUCGAGAUCUGGUGGAGGGGUGUUGGUGCCGGGACAUAACGAGGAUGAGAUGUGGACGCAGAGAGGGGCCGGGUAUGGACGGGAAGGUGCUCGCUCGAGUGUGGGAGAGGAUUAUGUGGCGAUACCGACUGGGGCGGGUGGUGGUGCUGCUUCAGCUCCUGUUCCACCUCGCCCACAAAGCCAGCCGAUCGAGACUCCUACCGUGGGUGAACCAUCACCUGCAAACCCAUGCCCACCCAUACCUGCGACCACUGCCUCCACGAUUGCAGCGUCAGAGCGCCAGCGACAGCCAGCGCCGGUACCUUCUCAUCCUUCUCAGACUCAAAGCAGACCAAUCGAGCGCCCUGCUCUGACGAGAGCCGGCCCACGAGGUCCUCAGCCUCUGGGCGGGUCGAGAACACCGAACCUCUAUCGACAGCAUCCUGAUGACGCCGCCGUUGCCGCCCGCGAGGCUGCCUUGAGGCGGUAUCGACAGCCUGCGGCGGCGCCGGAGCGGAAACCCAGCGAGGAGAAGCCGAAGACAGACACGGAGGAGGAGCUUGUCGGGUGGUGGAAGGGUGAAGCGAGGAAGUCGUGA
Molecule: messenger RNA, 1761 nt
Organism: Fulvia fulva
Lineage: Eukaryota; Fungi; Ascomycota; Dothideomycetes; Mycosphaerellales; Mycosphaerellaceae
Exons: 1
Coding region: 1-1761 (586 amino acids)
Source: RefSeq, a predicted model, not a curated record